CCGAGGGGGCGUGCCGAGCAGCUGCUCUUGUCCUCGGAUCUGUGUCACCUUCAUUGAUACCUGUCCCACUUGCACCUCUCGGCGAUGACAGUAAAGCCAAAGAACAGUGCAGUCUAAGAUGAGUCAGUUUCGGGUAUUAGCUGGUGUGCUGAAAGGCGGAGGGAGCCCCUUGCUUCGAUGGCGUGCGGGAGGGCUGACCUGGCGCUGCUGGGCUCAUCCAAAGAGAGUCUGCUCCUCUAGGACUGAUCCUCUUCCAGCAGUGGUCAGCAACUCCAGCUAUGUGGAGGAGAUGUAUUUGGCAUGGCUGGAUGACCAUAAAAACGUCCACGAGUCUUGGGACAGUUUCUUCCGUAACAUCCAGGCCUCCGGUCCAUCUGGCGAGGCGGAUGAGAGACGGCCCUCUGCUCUGCUGCAGGGCCGAGUGUUGUCCCACUCACUAGGCGUGGCAGAGAAAGUGGUGGAGGACCACCUGGCUGUGCACACCCUCAUUAGAGCUUACCAGAUCCGUGGUCACCAUGUUGCUCAGUUAGACCCUUUAGGAAUCCUGGACGCUGACCUCGACUCUUUCGUUCCGUCCGACCUGAUCACCACUAUCGAUAAAUUAGGUUUAUAUGGUCUUGAUGAGUCUGACUUGGAUAGAAGCUUCCAGCUGCCCCACACCACCUUCAUCGGUGGACAAGAGACUACCCUUCCACUUAGAGAAAUCAUACGCAGACUAGAGGCAUCCUACUGCGGUCACAUAGGGGUUGAAUUUAUGUUCAUUAAUAAUGUGAACCAGUGUCAGUGGAUUCGUCAGAAGUUCGAGACUCCGGGAAUCAUGCAGUUCACUAAUGCUGAGAAGAGAACCCUGCUAGCGCGCCUGAUCAGAUCCACACGAUUUGAGGACUUCCUGGCGAGAAAGUGGUCAUCGGAGAAACGUUUUGGUCUGGAAGGCUGCGAAGUUCUCAUUCCUGCUCUUAAAACCAUCAUUGACAAGUCAAGCGCAGCAGGGAUCGACAGCGUGAUCAUGGGGAUGCCACAUCGGGGUCGACUGAACGUCUUGGCUAAUGUGAUCCGUAAGGACCUGGAUCAGAUCUUUUGUCAGUUUGACCCCAAAUUAGAGGCUGCUGAUGAGGGUUCGGGUGAUGUCAAAUACCACCUGGGGAUGUACCACGAGAGGAUUAACCGUGAGACUGACAAGAACAUCACGCUGUCACUCGUGGCAAACCCCUCGCACCUCGAGGCAGUGGAUCCAGUGGUUCAGGGAAAGACCAAAGCAGAGCAGUUCUACAGAGGAGACACUCAAGGAAAGAAGGUGAUGUCUAUUUUGAUGCACGGCGAUGCUGCUUUUGCGGGACAAGGAGUUGUUUAUGAGACCUUCCACUUGAGUGAACUCCCCUCUUAUACCACAAAUGGUACAAUCCAUGUGGUGGUCAACAACCAGAUUGGCUUCACUACAGAUCCUCGAGUGGCCCGCUCAUCUCCUUACCCCACUGACGUGGCUCGGGUUGUCAAUGCGCCCAUCUUCCAUGUGAAUGCGGACGAUCCCGAGGCUGUCAUGUAUGUGUGCCGCGUAGCUGCAGAUUGGAGGGCCACAUUCAACAAGGAUGUCGUCAUUGACCUGGUUUGUUACAGACGUUUUGGCCAUAAUGAAAUGGAUGAGCCCAUGUUCACCCAGCCACUGAUGUACAAACAGAUCCAUCGGCAGGAGCAUGUGCUGAAAAAGUACUCUGAGAAACUCAUUGCCGAGGGAGUGGUGACACUGCAGGAAUUUGAGGAAGAAGUUGCAAAAUAUGACAAAAUAUGUGAGGAGGCAUACACCAGCUCUAAAGAUGAAAAGAUCUUACACAUUCGGCACUGGCUCGACUCCCCUUGGCCAGAUUUUUUCACAGCGCAGGGAGAGCCCAAGAGCAUGAGCUGCCUCCCUACAGGACUGGACGAGGAGGUUCUGCAGCACAUUGGGCAGAUAGCCAGCUCAGUGCCUCUGGAAGAUUUUAAGAUCCACCCUGGUGUGUCCCGUAUCCUGCGUGGUCGAGCUGACCUAGUGAAGAGUCGUCAGAUGGACUGGGCUCUAGGAGAGUACAUAGCCUUUGGCUCCCUUCUGAAAGAUGGCAUACAUGUACGACUGAGCGGGCAAGAUGUUGAACGAGGAACCUUUAGUCACCGUCAUCAUGUUCUACAUGACCAAGAGGUUGACAAACGUAUCUGUGUUCCCAUGAACCACCUGUGGGAGAACCAGGCAUCUUACACUGUCUGCAACAGCUCCUUAUCAGAGUAUGGAGUUCUAGGUUUUGAGCUUGGCUUUGCCAUGGCUAACCCAAAUGCUUUGAUCCUCUGGGAGGCCCAGUUUGGAGACUUUCACAAUACAGCCCAGUGUAUCAUUGACCAGUUUAUUAGCUCAGGACAGGCCAAGUGGGUUCGCAAUAAUGGCAUUGUCCUACUGCUGCCACAUGGAAUGGAAGGAAUGGGUCCAGAGCAUUCAUCAGCUCGGCCUGAACGCUUCCUGCAAAUGACCAAAGAUGAUCCAGAUCACAUCCCUGAAUUCACUGGAGACUUUGAAGUCCAGCAGCUGUAUGACUGUAACUGGAUUGUGGUCAACUGCUCCACUCCUGCUAACUACUGUCACGUGCUCAGGCGACAGAUUUUGCUGCCAUUCAGAAAACCGCUGAUCAUUUUCACUCCUAAAUCUCUGCUGAGGCAUCCGGACGCAAGGUCAGGUUUUGAUGACCUUGCCAAAGGCACUAAAUUUAAGAGACUGAUUCCUGAUGAGGGCCCUGCAAGUCAAAGCCCAGGCCAAGUGAAGAGGGUUAUCUUCUGCGCAGGCAAAGUCUACUAUGAACUAGCUAAGGAGAGGAAGCAGCAAAAUUUGGACAGAGAUGUUGCCAUAAUCAGGCUUGAACAGAUCUCUCCUUUCCCGUUUGACCUGGUCACUGAAGAGGUGGAGAAAUACACCAACGCUGAGCUCGUCUGGUGUCAGGAGGAGCACAAGAACAUGGGUUACUAUGAUUAUGUCCGACCACGCUUCCUCACAGUGGUUGACAACAAGAAACCCAUUUGGUAUGUGGGACGAGAUCCUGCGGCUGCACCGGCGACAGGAAACAAAUCUACUCACCUCAAUGAGCUGAGGAAGUUUAUGGACACUGCUUUCAACAUGAGCUCCUUCCAAGACUGAAACUUGUAAAGGAGAAGGUCAUUUCAUCUCCUAACCCAUUGUUUUGAUGUGGCUUAGUCUUUGGUUUUUAAUGACCCUCUACCAUCUCUCAAGUACUACAUAAUUGUUUAAGAAUAAAAAGUUCCUUAUGAACAUUAAGCAUAAGCACUGAGCCACAGAAUGGCCAAUCCUGCAUCUUCUGUUGUGUGGUAGAGUGUAGUACACCAGUAUUGUUCACACAAACACGCAGAACUGUGACAAUCAUUAUUGGAGUGCUUUCACUACUUCAAAUAUUCUUUUGCUGUUAUGCUGAAUACUACUAAAUAAAUAUUUUGAUAUUUAUUUUGAGCUAUGAAACACACCCAAAACACCCCAGAGGUGCACUUUAGCAAUAACUAUGAAUCACAUGUCACAGGUAUGAAAACUGUGCUGAAACUUAACACAUCAGUAGAUUUUAUAGCCUCUUAUUGUUUGGCUACCUUAGCUGUUAGUGAAGGAGUGUGUAUUUAUUGUCACACAUCACUUCACCAGGAGACAUGAGCCAGCUGGCACAGAGACUUGCAGCCAUGUUUUCUACUUAGGACAUAAGGCUCAGCUUUUUCUUCUGAAGCGCUGGGACACGCACACACAUAAACAAAGAACAGCCUUGGAUGCUCAGAGAGCAAUAUUGACGCUUGGUUGUCACAUUAAAAUCCCCAGAUAUCAAACACAAAUGAUAUUAGAAAAGCUCCUUAAAAUUAUGCUUCUUGUCUAGCUGCGCUGUAGUUUACCUUUCCAACGUAGAGCUGGGAGAUUUAACCAGUAAUGCAGAAACAUAGUUUUGCAUAUUUAGUGAUUUAAAAGAGGUUUAUACAUGGCUGUUUAGUAAUUAGGGAAAAAGCCACAUAUUCAUGUGGGAGCUGAAAUAUGUGCUCAACAUGAUAUAACUGCACCUACAGGGAAUAAUUUAAAUAUGCAAUAAAUAUGUGUUAAUAAAUGAAUGACCUUGCAUACAUACAACAGUUUGAACUGAUGAGUAAAGUUACAGGUCAUCUGUUAAUCUAUGAUGGGUUGAAAUAGGAUUUUGCUCAUUGACACAAAUGAUUUAAUGAUCCUGGAGCUAUUUUGUAAUUGUUUCCAGAUUUUGUGUGUCCUUAAUUUUCUAUUAAUUCCAUAAAUGUGACUUUAAAAAUA
Messenger RNA from Pelmatolapia mariae (spotted tilapia), 4303 nucleotides. It is a transcript of the gene ogdhl, whose product is annotated as oxoglutarate dehydrogenase L. Gene Ontology annotation, molecular function: thiamine pyrophosphate binding; oxoglutarate dehydrogenase (succinyl-transferring) activity. The record is from RefSeq and is a predicted model, not a curated record. The coding region runs from base 119 to 3151 and encodes 1010 amino acids. NCBI's taxonomy places the organism in Eukaryota, Metazoa, Chordata, Actinopteri, Cichliformes, Cichlidae. Gene Ontology annotation, biological process: tricarboxylic acid cycle. Gene Ontology annotation, cellular component: mitochondrion; oxoglutarate dehydrogenase complex. The transcript has 23 exons.